Molecule: messenger RNA, 6618 nt
Organism: Lagopus muta (rock ptarmigan)
Lineage: Eukaryota; Metazoa; Chordata; Aves; Galliformes; Phasianidae
Gene: DBT
Product: dihydrolipoamide branched chain transacylase E2
Exons: 9
Coding region: 4837-6147 (436 amino acids)
Cellular component (GO): cytoplasm; mitochondrion
Molecular function (GO): lipoic acid binding; acetyltransferase activity
Source: RefSeq, a predicted model, not a curated record
GGCUGCCUCUUCCCGGAGGAAGAUGGCGGCCGUGACCGCUCUGAGGAGCAGCUGCAGGACCGCGGGGCGCCUGGUGCCUCACCGUGCUUCAGCAUGUGAGUCCACUGGUUGUUCUUUUGGAUGCUUAUAAUCUCUAGAGCACGUGCCAUCGUGAAGACGUUAUUCUUGUAAUUACUGGAUUUUUGGCUGUGAGUAACUUGCUUUAGAAUUUGGAAAUGGGAGCUUCUUUUUAGUUUUCUUCUUAGCCAAACCACCUGCUUUUGCAUUCAGAGGGUCAUUGUGAUGAGAUGAGAGUGUUCAUCUUAUCAGUGUGGAUGCUGAACAGUGUACUUUGGAGUUGGCCGUUUAUGGUAGGCAUUUCCAGCAGCACAUUGUGAUUCUUGCUGAGCACCGGUUCUUGUGACCACCUACUGUGAAGCAGUGUUAACAUCCAAGAAAUCAGGAUGGAUGGUUAUUGCAAUUCUGAAAUAUUACAUUUUUCCUCAGUAUUCUUGCAAACCCUUUGAGUGGUGAUGGGUGGGAGGAUGGGCUGUGGAGGCGUUACAUUGUGAUGAGGGGAAGAAAGGAGCCUGAGGUUCUUGUGUUACGUGGUGAGGAGAGAACAGUGAUCUGGAGAGUAUAGCAUGGUGGUGUUAUGGAAGAGAGGAGGACAUUGAUUCAGCAUAUAGGUAACUAUAUAGUUGGAAGUGGAGAGUAUUAGGCAGAACAAAUCCAGUGUAAGUAAACAACUCGAUAUGGAGAGCAAGUCAAAAUAGUUCUGUAGAAGAUUAUCUUUGAUGUGGAAUCAUUGCUUCUGAGCACAAUGUACACUGAUGGCUGAAGUAUGUCUGCGUGUCAUAGAAUCAUAGAAUCACCAAGGCUUGGAAAAGAUCUACAAGAUCAUCCAGUCCAAACAUCCACCUAUCACCAAUAGUUCUCAAUAAACCAUGUCUCUCAAUGAUAUGUCUAAAUGUGCCUUGAACACCACCAGGGUCAAUGACUCCACCCCCUCUCUGGGCAGCCCAUUCCAGCUUUCAGAGUGACAUCCAACCUGAAUCUCCCCUGGCACAACUUGAAGCCAUUCCUUCUAAUCCUAUUGCUAGUUAUGUGGAAGAAGAGGCCAACCCCCAGCUCACUGCAACCUCCCUUCAGGUAGUUACAGGGAGUGAUAGCUUCUCCCCUGAGCUUCCUCCUAUCCAGACUGACCAAUCCCUGCUCCCUCAGUUGCUUCUCAUAAGGCUUGUGCUCCAGACCCCUCACCAGCUUCGUUGCCCCUCUGUGGACGCUCUCCAGGGCCUCAAUGUCUUUGUUGUAGUAAGGAGCCCAAAAAUUGAAUGCAGUACUUGAGGUACAGCCUCACCAGUGCUGAGUACAGAGGUACGAUUACCUCCCUGCUCCUGCUAGCACUACUAUUUCUGAUACAAGCCAGGAUGCUGUUGGCCUUCUUGGCCACCUGGGCACACUGCUGGCUCAUGUUCAGCUGAGCAUCAACCAGUAUCCCCGGAUCCAUUUCCUCUUUGCUCUUCCAGCCACUCUGCCCCAAGCUUGUAAUGUUGCCUGGCAUUGCUAUGGCCAAAGUGCAGGACCCAACACUUGGUCUUGUUGAACCUCAUCCCUCUGGCUUCAGGCCAGUGAUUAUCUGACAGCUUCCAUGCGUCUCAUGCAACUUUCAGUCAUUUUUUAUAACAAAUCUCUCAUGUGAGCUGCUUAGUCAAAAAAGAUCUGUAACAAAACUGACAAUUCUAUCAAUUCUGUUAAGCUGUACACCCUUAUAAAAUGUAACACUGACAAGAAAGCUUUGACACACUUACACCUCUAAGCUGGAAGACAGCGGAGUGUUUUACCAUGAUUUUGGCAUUGUAUUUCAGCAUUCAGAAUAGGCAGAGACACAGAUCACAAUAUUACUGAACUACUACAGUCAAGGGUGGACACUCCAUCAAGUAAUCCAUCACCAGUAUACUGUGUAACAACAUUCUGUGCUGAGUCCUGCAGUCAGUUUUUAGGGUAAGCGAUUAAGAAAAGCACAAUAAACUUCUUCCCAAGGACACAACUCUGAGUGAACUAAGUGGGCAGCACCAAUUAUGCCCCGAAAGAUUUACUGUUUGUUCAUUAUAGAAAUGAGAAGAAUAUUUGCUCUAGAUCAGAGGAUGCAAUCUUAGUAGCAGGCAGAUGCAAAGUAACUCAGUAUUACUGACUUUGCUGUGUCCUUUAUGAGAGAUUGUUUUGUGUAAAUAUUUGUUCCUAAAGGAAAGGUGAUAGUAAGUAUAACUAUCAGUGCUAGAUGGAAUAAUAUAGAAAACAUGUACAUAGUCAAUUCAGAAUUGUACAGCUUUCAGGAUAAUCUGCACAUUAAAAGUAUAAUAUAAAAUCAAAUAGUUCAACAAUGAGGGUUGAGUGGGAGGGGAAUCAGCAAGUUUCAUGCUCUGAAAUUCUUUGAAGGGAUAUUUAAAAAGUAAGUUAAAAUGAACUUUCCCAUACAGGUGUCCUGUUUUCUGGCUCAUCUGAGAAGAUAAUUUCUAAAUUUUACAGUUUUGAGCUACUGGAGGUACACUGUAGCACCUGUUUUUUAUUUUUUUUUUUAAUCUCUAAAUUAAUUAGAGAUAGUAUCUACAGAUCAUUUGUUAUUUUUAUUAACUUGACAUCACACAAGGCACCAUAACACCAGAAUUAAGUGAGAUUUAAGAAAUAUUACUAAAUAAGAAAGGGCAUGAACUAACUUCUGAUGAGAUUAAUGAUAAAAUGCUUGUUUAUGUCAAUGCAAGUGCUACUGCCUUUGUUUUGACCAAGAUCACGACCAAUUACAUGUUUUAAAGCAUACAGCUUUGUACCAAGAAUCUUUCAGAAAAUUCUGAUGACCUUUGAAGUUGAUUUCUGGAUGAAUAUAAUUACAAUUGAAGUUACUUAAAGAUGCUUAUCUCCUUUACAUUAACAGAAUUAAAAGGAUAACUGUGCCCUCUGUUGUGAAUUUCCUUUCCCAUAUUUAAUUCUGAUCAGCUUUUGAUUGGAAUAAGAACUGGCAAAGAAAAACAUGCUGAUUUUUUUUUUCUUGCAGUCUACAGGACUCUACAGCAUUCACACUGCAUGAGAGUAUUUCAGAUGCCUAAUGUAGUUGAUAUUAUCUAUGCUUUUUGUGUGUGUGUCUUGGCUGAACUACUUGUUUACAGAAACUAUAGCAAUUAUGAAUCUCUUAUCAAAUGUUGUAAUGAUUUUUGUUAAUUUCUUAUGCUGUUGUGGCUUUAAUCUCCUAUGUGUUGUGUUAGUAAAAGAAGUUAAAGACAUGGCAAAGUUCAUGCCAAUUUAAUGGUUAUUAUAUAUUCAGUAAUAUGCAUUUUGAUUGUAUUUUCCUAAGAAGUUCUCCAUAGAAAUUACAUGUUCUGAUAACUACUGUUGCAUCAUUAAUGCUAAGUGAACUCUGUCUUCUCAGCCUAACGUUUUAACACCUGAGACUUUUUUCCCCCAGGUUUGUGUUCACCACGUUAGAUCGUGCAGCAGCAUCCGCUUUAUAAAAUCAAAAUAUGCGUGCGUGUUUGACAAAUCUGCCUUCAACUUUAGUCAGCAGCAGCGAUUAUUCAGAACAUCUGCUGGUAAUCUUUUUCAUAAUAAAAUAUUUCGAUUUGCUCUUUUAUGAAUGUUAUGUCAGUGGCUUGAAUAUAAAUGGUAUUUAACUAUUUUUAUUGUGUACGGUUUAUUCUGUCUGAUGUCUUACACUUAAUAUUAAGCAAGCUGACUUUCCUUGUUUUUUUGUUCUUUAAGUUUCAAGUGGCCAAAUUGUCCAGUUUAAGCUUUCUGAUAUUGGAGAGGGUAUUACAGAGGUGACUGUGAAAGAAUGGUAAGCUCAGCUUCCUUAGAAAUACAUUAAGAAAUCAGCAAGUAGUUUAAAUACUAUCUGUAAUUAUCAAGUAUCAAUAAUUAUUUCAGAGAGUAUGUUUUCUAUUGAAAGACUAUUGAAGUCUUUCAAGUUUUGAUUUCCACAUUUUGAACCUUUGUAUGUAGUGACCUUUACAUUUUGUUUAUUUGUAAUCUGUUACAUUUGGGAAUAGAAAAGGUAAAUGGCAUGCCCUAACUGCACUUGUAUGUAGGCUUUCUUUCAGUGAUUACUGUUUUUAGAGGAGAUCUAGGCUGAGCUUUAGAACAUUAGAAGAAGUGACAAUUCCAGAGAAUCCACAUGGUUUUGUCCUGUACCCCUUCUCCAUUUACUUUCAUAGAAAAAUGUAAAUUGUUCCUAGAAAGGCUGCAAGUAAUAGUUUAAGCAAAAUCAAAGUGUCAAGUAGAGAAAGACAGUGUUGGAAUGCCUUGCUCUUUGUACAAAUAGGAUCAUUAGGAGGCUUGGUUUGGAAGUUACCUUAAAGACUAGCUCUCACCCCCUGCUAUGGGCAGGCAGGGCUGCCACCCACCAGAUCAGGCUACACAGGGCCCUACCUAACUUGGCCUUGAAUGCCUCCAGAGUUGGGGCAUCUACAGCUUCUCUGGGCAGCCUGUGCCAGAGUGCCACCACACUGUGAGUAAGGAAGGUAAAAUAGGAGAAAUAUUUCUUUGUAUGGGAGAUAGUUUCCCACUUCCAGAUUUUUUUCUGCAACUGAUUAUAUACUGGUCUUGACAACUUGAAACAGAGACCUUCUUCAGCUUCAAAUCAAGUUAGUCUUUUUUUCUUUCUUUUUUCUUUUUUCUUUUUUGAGGUGGUUUAUAAUCUGUCACAAAAAAAUUUUCUUAGCAGAAAUAAUAGUAAAAAUUGUGUAUGUGAUUGUAUUCUGAAAUGUGUCAUUUCACACAAGUGGUUUUGGAGCAAUCUGGUGGAAAGUAUAUAGCAAAUGUAUCAGCUGUAUUAUCUGUCACUUUAUCCAGAAUGCAUUUUGUAUUAUGAGGAUACAUCUAACUGAACUUAAUCUAAAAAAUACACACCAUAGGUUUUUAUUGUUAUAUUGUUUUAUACUAGCAUGUGUCUUUUCUCUUAGGUAUAUAAAAGAAGGUGAUAGUGUUUCUCAGUUUGAUAGCAUCUGUGAAGUGCAAAGUGAUAAAGCUUCUGUUACUAUUACUAGUCGUUAUGAUGGCAUCAUUAGAAAACUCCAUUACAAUUUAGAUGAAAUAGCUUAUGUUGGAAAACCACUUGUGGACAUUGAAAUUGAUGCUUCGAAAGGUGUUGCUCCAGAAGAGGAUGUUGUUGAAACACCAGCUAUGUCUCAUGAGGAACACACACACCAGGAGAUAAAAGGUCACAAAACAUUAGCAACGCCUGCAGUUCGUCGUCUUGCUAUGGAAAACAAUAUCAAAUUGAGUGAAGUUAUUGGAACAGGGAAAGAUAACAGAAUCCUGAAGGAAGACAUUCUCAAUUUUUUGGCCAAACAAACGGGAGCUAUCCUACCUCCAUCACCAAAGGCGUUGUCAAAAUCAGAGACAGCGCCAACUGCUCCAAAGGACAGAGCGCGCAAAAUUCCAACACCUGUUUCCAGACCCAUUGUGUUUUCAGGAAAAGAUAAAACCGAACCUAUAACAGGUUUUCACAAGGCAAUGGUAAAGACUAUGAGUGCUGCCUUAAAGAUCCCUCACUUUGGUUAUUGUGAUGAGAUUGACUUGACUCACCUUGUUCAGUUGCGAGAAGAGCUCAAACCUUUAGCACGAAGUCGUGGAAUUAAGCUUUCCUUUAUGCCUUUCUUCAUUAAGGCAGCUUCUCUAGGAUUAUUGCAGUAUCCCAUUCUUAAUGCUUCUUUGGAUGAAAACUGUCAGAAUGUCACUUACAAGGCUUCACACAACAUUGGAGUUGCUAUGGACACAGAACAAGGUUUAAUUGUCCCAAAUGUGAAAAAUGUUCAAGUCAGUAGUAUCUUUGAGAUUGCUUCUGAAUUAAAUCGCCUACAAGCCUUGGGCUCUGCCGGCCAGCUGGGAACAAAUGACCUCACUGGGGGAACAUUCACCCUUUCAAAUAUUGGCACAAUUGGUGGUACUUACGCCAAAGCAGUGAUUCUACCUCCUGAAGUCGCUAUUGGAGCACUUGGAAAGAUACAGGUUCUUCCUCGAUUUAAUGGGAAAGGUGAAGUAUUUAAAGCACAGAUAAUGAAUGUGAGCUGGUCAGCUGAUCACCGUAUUAUUGAUGGAGCUACAAUGGCCCGUUUUUCUAACCUCUGGAAAUCUUAUUUGGAGAACCCUGCUUCGAUGCUGCUAGACCUUAAAUAAAGGAAAUCAUGGCUAGAAUAUGCCUUUAAACUGUGUUAGACUGAAUAACUACAAAAGCUGGCUUUGCUAGCACAUGCCCUUUGCUACUCAUAUUAUAUAAUAACUUUCUGUGGUUAAAAGUUCUCAACAGCUGAUAUCAGUCUAUCAAUUAAUUGUUACUUCUUUUAAUUAGUAGUGCUGUAUUUUCUUCUACAGCAGGCUGUCAAUAGGUCAUGGCACAACUUCUGAACAUGGUGAUGUUUGAUUGUCUUUAUUUUGCCUUCUGUAAUACAUAUGAUUGUAAGACUGGUGUAAAUGAAUCACUGAUCUACAUCUGUCAUAUUUUUAAACAGGUUAACUCAUUUUGAAGGUGAAAACGCACAGUUCUUCUUUGUUGGAAACACAUUUAUCUUAACAGAUAAUAUCAAAAUUUCCAAAAGAAGUUAUGCAAAAUUAAGUGCAAAUAAAAUGUCAAUUAUGCUUCUGCUGUAA